Messenger RNA from Sphaeroforma arctica JP610, 840 nucleotides. RefSeq lists its product as hypothetical. The transcript is spliced from 5 exons. The record is from RefSeq and is a predicted model, not a curated record. Gene Ontology annotation, cellular component: PML body; cytoplasm. NCBI's taxonomy places the organism in Eukaryota, Ichthyosporea, Ichthyophonida. Gene Ontology annotation, molecular function: 5'-tyrosyl-DNA phosphodiesterase activity; single-stranded DNA binding. Gene Ontology annotation, biological process: double-strand break repair. The coding region runs from base 1 to 840 and encodes 279 amino acids.
AUGGAGAGUGGCACAAAUUGCGCUAUUGAUAGUUCGGACGAGGGUACAAAAGAUAAUAUUGUCCAUUUAACAGUCAAAGCUACGACCAAUUAUCAUGCUAGUAUUAGUAAAAGGCCUGGCACCGCAAGCAUUGAGGUAGAAUAUUGGGAUACGGACAUUAGAGAUAGUACGAAACAAUCAUUGGCAGUGAGUCCGAAUAGUGCUAGUAUGGAGAAGCAAAGAGAUCACGGGAGUGAUACGGAACUGGCCACAAAUCAGGCCACUAUGGAUAACAACAAAGAAGUCGCCCAAUCCUAUGCCGGCACGCACGAGCUGAUAUGGGCGAGAACGUUAACGACACCAGUACCAUGCAAUGCUUAUAGCUUCAAGGACGACAAGCAUUUUAAACUUGUGAAAGAAUGUCUCAACGCAGGCGAAAAGUUGGAUGCUGCACUCUUACAAGAAUUGACUAAACCUUCUCUGGAUGCUUUAGAAACUGCUUUGAAGAAGACAAACUACAGGUUCCUUUUAGAUCCCAAACUCGUGACAACAUAUUUGAAGAUUCAGGGUGGUUGUUUCAAUGCAAUUGUAAUCAAUACGGCUACGCUGAAAGUCCGGGAGCAAUCCAAGUGCUUAUACAAAUUUCCUGGGUCGUGCAUGGGUAGGCACGUGCUGGCCGUGGAUAUAACAACUCCCACUGGCAGUGUAGCAAUAUUGAUGACAAGCCAUUUAGAGAGUCUGGCGAAAAACUCUGGCGAACGCGUCAAACAAAUGGACUGGGUCUUCAAUCAUAUGGACACACUGAGUAUUCCGAGUAUAUUUGGAGGCGAUACAAAUAUCAGAGUAAAAGAGGUGAAGUGA